This is a messenger RNA of Arachis ipaensis, 381 nucleotides long. The record is from RefSeq and is a predicted model, not a curated record. NCBI's taxonomy places the organism in Eukaryota, Viridiplantae, Streptophyta, Magnoliopsida, Fabales, Fabaceae.
AUGUUGAACUUUAAUAAUCAAGCUACUGGAGAAAGAAGAUUGCUGCAGCUCAAUGAGUUAGAUGAAUUCAGAUCACAAGCCCUUGAAAAUGCCAAGAUUUACAAGGAGAAAACAAAGAAAUGGCAUGAUAAAAAACUAGCAAGAAGGGAGUUUGUAGAAGAUCAAAAGGUGUUAUUGUAUAACUCAAGGCUCAAGUUUUUUCCAGGGAAGCUGAAAUCAAGAUGGUCUGGACCAUUCAUAAUCAUCAAGGCCUCACUUUAUGGUCAUGUGGAGCUUAUGGAUAACAAAACACAGAGGACUUUCACUGUCAAUGGCCAUAGACUUAAGCACUACUUGGGAGACUCACUGGAUGAGCUAAGAGUGAACUAUAACCUCGGCUGA